Messenger RNA from Cygnus atratus (black swan), 1278 nucleotides. RefSeq names its product 5-hydroxytryptamine receptor 7-like. Bases 1 to 1278 code for a protein of 425 amino acids. Gene Ontology annotation, cellular component: membrane. The record is from RefSeq and is a predicted model, not a curated record. NCBI's taxonomy places the organism in Eukaryota, Metazoa, Chordata, Aves, Anseriformes, Anatidae. The transcript is spliced from 2 exons. Gene Ontology annotation, biological process: circadian rhythm; adenylate cyclase-activating adrenergic receptor signaling pathway; smooth muscle contraction. Gene Ontology annotation, molecular function: G protein-coupled serotonin receptor activity.
AUGCUGCUGAGGGCUGGCCCCAGGAGGUUUCUGGAGCAGCACCUUCUCUUCGUGGGGAACGCAGAGCAGCAGCACCCGGCUCGGAAAGCUCUCCCGAAUCCCUUCAUGCCUGAGGAACCCUCCUCAGCCGAGCCAGAGCUGCCCUCCUCCAACCUCACCAACGCCACGGACUGCGGCGAGGAGAUCCUGCUCUAUGGGGACACCGAGAAGAUCGUCAUCGGAGCCGUGCUCUCCAUCAUCAUCCUCACCACCAUCGCGGGCAACGGGCUGGUCAUCAUCUCCGUCUGCAUCGUCAAGAAGCUCCGGCAGCCCUCCAACUACCUGGUGGUGUCCCUGGCGGCCGCCGACCUGUCGGUGGCCUUCGCUGUCAUGCCUUUCGUGACCAUCACGGACCUGCUGGGGGGAGAGUGGCUCUUUGGGAAGGUGUUUUGCAACGUCUUUAUCGCCAUGGACGUGAUGUGCUGCACCGCCUCCAUCAUGACCUUGUGCAUCAUCAGCGUGGACAGGUAUCUGGGGAUCACCCGGCCGCUGACAUACCCUGUGAGACAAAACGGGAAGCUGAUGGCCAAGAUGGUCUUCAUCGUUUGGCUCCUGUCUGCCUCCAUCACGCUUCCUCCUCUCUUCGGCUGGGCCAAGAACGUCACAGUGGAGAGGGUCUGUCUCAUCAGCCAGGACUUCGGGUACACGGUCUACUCCACGGGGGUUGCCUUCUACAUCCCCAUGGCGGUCAUGCUCGUCAUGUACAGCCGGAUCUACAAGGCCGCCAAGGUGAGCGCCGAGAAGCACCGCUUCAUGAACUUCCCCAAGCACUAUGAAGAGGAGGGCGUCUACUGCCUGGAGGCCUCCAGCCGCGGCCACCACAGCUCGAAGCGCACCAAGGCGGUGGAGGAAUGUGCCACCCUCUCCAAACUGCUCCGGCAAGACCGAAAGAACAUUUCCAUCUUCAAACGGGAGCAGAAAGCGGCCAGGACCCUCGGUAUCAUCGUUGGGGCCUUCACAUUUUGCUGGCUCCCGUUCUUCCUGAUGUCGACGGCUCGGCCUUUUAUCUGCGGCAUCCACUGCAGCUGCAUGCCGCUGCGGUUGGAGAGGACUCUGCUCUGGCUGGGGUACACCAACUCCCUCAUCAACCCCUUGAUUUACGCUUUCUUUAACCGAGACUUGAGGACUACUUUCUGGAACCUCCUGAGGUGUAGGUACAGGAACAUCAACAGGAGACUCUCCGCCGCCAGCAUGCACGAGGCCCUGAAAGCCACAGAGAGGCACGAAUGCAUCCUGUAG